Molecule: messenger RNA, 8198 nt
Organism: Microcebus murinus (gray mouse lemur)
Lineage: Eukaryota; Metazoa; Chordata; Mammalia; Primates; Cheirogaleidae
Gene: ZNF318
Product: zinc finger protein 318
Biological process (GO): positive regulation of DNA-templated transcription; negative regulation of DNA-templated transcription
Cellular component (GO): nucleoplasm
Molecular function (GO): nucleic acid binding; zinc ion binding
Source: RefSeq, a predicted model, not a curated record
CUCAGGGAACGCGCUUCGUUUCCCCUCCCCUCGUCAGCCUCGCGCCGGCCUCCGCGCUCCUCCCCACUUCUCCUGGCUCCUGUGGCCGCUCCCUGAGUGGAGGAGCCUGGAGCCCCAGAGGCGGGGGGGUGUGUCGGACGCGUGCUCGCGCCCUCCAACCGCCGGCCACGGCCACGGGGGCGCGCUCUGCCGAACCCCCGGCUGUGGCGCUGGGCCGAGGGGAGGGGGCUGCUCUGGCGUCUGAGGUGGCGCGCGGCGGCCGUGGUGGUGGCGGCUGCAGCUACGGCGGCGCGCUCGGGGCCCGCGUCUAGGGCGCCCCCGGGUUGGAGCUGCAGCCGUGGCCGCUGCUUCCAGAACCAUGUACCGCAGCGGCGCCCGCUCCUCGGUCUCUUCUCACCGGCCUAAAGACGGCGGCGGUGGCGGCCCGCGCACCGGUCGCAGCUCCGGCUCCUCCUCAGGCCCGGCUCGCCGCACCUCGCCGCCGCCCUCCGGUUCCUCCUCGUCGCGGACCCCGGCUCGGCGACCCCGCUCGCCCUCAGGGCACCGCGGCCGCCGGGCCUCGCCGUCCCCGCCGCGGGCCCGUCGUGGCUCCCCGUCGCCACCGCGGGGCCGACGACUCUUCCCGCCGGGCCCGGCUGGCUUCCGAGGCAGCAGCCGGGGGGAGUCCCGCGCUGACUUCUCCCGGGACGGCCGCGGAGACCAUCCAGGCGACAGCGGCAGCCGGAGACGCUCUCCUGGUCUGCGUUCUGACUCUUCUUUGGAACAGAGCUUAAGGAUCACUGUUGGCAAUGAUCACUUUUGUGUUACCACACCAGAACGGCGACGGCUUAGUGAUCGACUGGGAUCACCAGUGGAUAAUCUGGAGGACAUGGACAGGGAUGAUCUGACUGAUGACUCUGUCUUCACUCGAAGCUCCCAAUGCUCUCGGAGUCUUGAGAGAUAUAUUUCCCAGGAGGAGGAGCCUCUCAGUCCCUUCUUGGGACAACUUGAUGAGGACUACCGAACAAGAGAAACUUUCCUGCAUCGAUCUGAUUAUAGUCCCCAUAUCAGUUGUCAUGAUGAGCUGUUGCGGGGAACAGAUCGAAAUAGAGAAAAACUCAAAGGCUCCUACUCUAUACGAUCUGAGGAGAGGAGUCGGGAAGCCAAAAGAGUCCGUUAUGAUGACACAGAGAAGAUACACAGCAUGGGAGGGGAUCACUCAAGUUUUACAUCAGGGACUCGCAACUAUCGACAGCGUAGACGAAGCCCAAGCCCUAGGUUUCUAGACCCUGAGUUUCGAGAGCUGGAUCUUGCCCGGCGAAAGCGAGAGGAAGAGGAAGAACGAAGUAGGAGCUUGAGUCAGGAGCUGGUGGAAGUUGAUGGUGAUGGCACUAGUUGUCCCAUCCCUGGAUUAUCAGGUGUCCUAACAGCAUCGGAGUCAGGAUAUUCUUUGCAUCGGCCUGAGGAAGUAUCUGUGAUGCCCAAGAAGUCCAUUUUGAAGAAGCGGAUUGAGGUGGACAUAGAGCCUUCCAUGCAGCUGGAGAGUUUUUCCAGCAGUACCAGCUCCAGCCAGGAUCACCCCCUCUACUCUGGACACCCAUCUCUUCCACUAAGUGGUGCUAUUGCUGCCUUUGCCUCAGAGAUUGAAAACAAGGGGACUAUGGUAGAGACUUCCCUGAAGGAACCUCAGGGCAACCUCUACCAAUGGAGUCCCCUCCCUGGAAUGCCCAAAGACAAUAGUCCUCUCAGAGAAAAAUUUGGAGGUUUUCUGUGCCGCAAGGAGAAACUGGAUAUGAAAGCUGAGGGACCUGAGCGAAACACAGACUUCUUACUGCCCCAUGAGAAAGCUAGCCAGGAUGGCAGUGGUUUUUCCCGCAUUCUGAGCAUGUUGGCUGAUUCUACCAGUACACAGGAAAAAAGGCGACGUAGCUUCCCUGACAUUGAGGAUGAGGAGAAAUUUCUCUAUGGGGAUGAAGAAGAGGACUCAAAGGCAGAAUCUCUACCAAAGCCCCUUGGGGCCUCUGAAAGUGAAGUUAUGAGGCAAAAGACAAGCUCCCUGCCCUCUUCAGCGCCAGCUGUAAAGCUAGAAUCUCUAGAAGAGACCAAUCCUGAAUACGCCAAGAUUCAUGACUUGCUUAAGACCAUAGGGCUGGAUAUUGGAGUAGCAGAAAUUAGUAAACUGGCUGCGCGCACCCAGGAGCGGCUUCAUGGCAAGAAGCCAUCAUCACGAUCCUCAGCUGACCGCUGUUCCUCAGUUGACCGGCAUUUUUCAGCUGACCGCUGUUCCUCAGUUGACCACCAUUUCUCAGCUAAUCGGCGCUCCUCAGAUCCCCACAGACUGGAGAGCAGGGAUGCACACCAUAGCAAUACUCUCUCCCCGGAGGUGUCCCAUCCACACCCAGCCUCCCCUGUGGAUCCUUACCUACUCACAAAAAACAGCCCCCCAUUCCUAAAGUCUGACCAUCCAAUGGGUCAUAUUUCAGGCCCAGAGGUGGUUGGCAGUGGGUUUCAGUCAUCUGUUGCAGUCAGGUGCAUGUUGCCAUCAGCCCCAUCUGCCCCAAUUAGACUUCCACAUUCUGCUUCUUUAUCUCAGUUUCAUAUGCCAAGGGCCUCUCAGUUUGCUGCAGCUCGGAUACCUCCAAACUACCAGGGACCUGCCAUUCCACCUGCCUCCUUUGAUGCAUAUAGGCACUACAUGGCAUACGCAGCCUCAAGAUGGCCCAUGUACCCCACCUCUCAACCAUCAAACCACUCUUUACCGGAACCACACAGGAUAAUGCCAGUAACCAAACAAGCUACUCGUAGCCGUCCUAAUCUCCGUGUGAUCCCUACUGUGACCCCUGAUGAGCCCAAGCAGGAGGAGUCAGUGCUAGGCUCAAUUCCUGCGGCCCAAGUGCCUGUCCAGGUGUCCAUCCCAUCACUCAUAAGAUAUAAUCCAGAGAAAAUCUCUGAUGAGAAGAACCGUGCUUCCCAGAAGCAGAAGGUUAUUGAAGAGAGGGAAAAACUAAAGAGUGACCGGGAAGCCCGCCAGAAGAAGAUGUACUAUCUCAGGACCGAAUUGGAGCGGCUUCAUAAACAACAAGGAGAAAUGCUGCGCAAGAAACGAAGGGAGAAGGAUGGCCACAAAGACCCACUCCUGGUGGAGGUGAGUCGGCUUCAGGAUAACAUUAUGAAGGACAUUGCAGAGCUACGACAAGAGGCAGAAGAGGCAGAAAAGAAGCAAUCUGAACUGGACAAAGUGGCUCAGAUCCUGGGAAUUAACAUCUUUGAUAAAUCCCAGAAGUCUUCAAAUGACAGUAAAGAGCCUACAGAGAAGCCUGGGAAAGCAGAAAAAUCUAAGAGCCCAGAAAGAGUGUCAUCGUCUCCAAACUCCUCCAACAACAAGGAGUCAAAGGUAAACAAUGAGAAGUCCCGUACUAAGAGCCCCAAGCCUGCUGAAAGCCCCCAGUCAGCAACUAAGCAAUCUGAUCAGCUCACUGCUGUGUAUGAGUAUUACGAUGCUGGCAAUCACUGGUGCAAAGACUGCAACACCAUCUGUGGAACCAUGUUUGAUUUCUUCACCCAUAUGCACAAUAAGAAGCACACACAGACACUGGAUCCCUACAACAGACCUUGGGCUUCAAAGACCCACAGUGAGGCCAAGCAAGAUGCUGUAAAGCGCACUGACAAGAUAACUGUCCCAGCAAAAGGCUCUGAGUUUCUGAUUCCCAUCACUGGAUUUUACUGCCAGCUCUGUGAGGAAUUUUUGGGGGAUCCAAUUUCUGGGGAGCAACAUGUGAAGGGUCACCAACAUAAUGAGAAAUACAAGAAAUAUGUGGACGAAAACCCAUUGUAUGAGGAGCGGCGUAAUCUGGACCGCCAAGCUGGCUUAGCUGUGGUCCUAGAGACAGAACGGCGAAGGCAGAGUGAGCUAAAGCGCAAACUUAGUGAGAAACCAAAGGAGGAGAAAAAAGAAAAAAAGACAAAAGUCAUGAAAGAAGUAAAAGAUGAUGACACCGUCUCUGAGGAAUUAGAAGACCAACUCUCUGAGGGUAGGAACUCCCUUGGAAAAGCUGAAAAUAAAAGGAACACCAGCAUCAAACUCCAAUUAAAAGAAGAGGUAAAGAAGGAUUCACCAACAUCAUCUUCUUUUGGGAAAUUCAGCUGGAAGAAGCCAGAAAAAGAGGAGGAAAAAAGUUCAGUGGUUGCCCCAGGUAUCCCUAAAGAAGAGAUCAUGGAAAGCAGUAAGGACAAAGAGGAUGGCAAAACUGAAACUGGAAAGGCAAAGCCCAUCAAAAUCAAGCUCUCUGGGAAAACUGUUGUUGCACAUACCAGCCCUUGGAUGCCUGUUGUGACAACUUCAACACAGACUAAGAUCCGACCCAACCUGCCUAUUCCAUCCACAGUACUCCGCAAGUCAGGUUCAGCCACAGUGAGCAAACCAGCUCCUCUUAACACCUUUUUGUCCAUCAAAUCCUCUGGAACCACUGCUAAACCUCUGCCAGUAGUUAAAGAGUCUUCAGCUGAUCUGCUCUUGCCUCCAGACAUCAUCUCCAAAGCAUUUGGAGGGGAAGAGGUGAUUCUAAAAGGGUCUCCUGAGGAAAAAAUGGUGCUGGCUGAGAAGAAUGAGCCGUCCCAUAUACCAGAGCAAAUGUUACCACCACCUCCACCACCUCCACCCCCACCCCCUCCACCACCCCCAGCCAUACCUCAUCCAGCUGCCCCGUCUGCUACGCAAGCAAGUGUCUUGGCUCCAGUAAAAUCAAGCCCAGCUGUAUCUCAGACUCUCAGCCCUGGCCUCCUGGGUCCUAACAUUUUGAACCCAAUAUUGCCUGUAGCCAUCAGGGCCUCAGCACAGCCAGCUGCCAUUCCUUCUGAUGAGACAGCUCCUGGGGUGAGUGAGAGUGACCGGGACCAGACCCUGUUCUCUGUGUUAGUACGUCCUCCUCCACCCCUCUCAAGUGUGUUCAGUGAACAAGCCAAAAAAUUGGAGAAGCGAAAUUCAUGCUUAGCCACAGCCAAUGCUAAGGACCUGUAUGACAUAUUCUACAGUAGUGGUGGAAAGGGGGUCUCUGAGACUAAGCUGAGUGGUGGUCCAUUGGCCAAUGGGGAAAAUAGCAACCUCUCUAGAGCUGAAAGUUCAGACACCUCUUCUACUUCAAGCAACAGUGUAUCCCAAGAGAAGUCUCAAGAUACUAUAGUCAACAACUCUGAAAAGCCCAUUGCAAAAACUCUGGUGUCCUUAGGGAAAUGGUCAGUUGUAGAACACAUAGACCCAAAAAGCAGAGAGAGCAGCUAUGGCUUCUUACAGCCUCUGACAAGGUUGUGUCAAAGCAGGUCUUAUGAAACUCUUACCCCAAAGACAGACACUUUGGCCAUGUGGACUUCUAGUUCUUUCCAGAAUGACACUAAUAGGGAUAUAUCUCCAGAGGAGAAAACUGAGCUUGAUCUGGGAGAGCCAGGGCCACCUGGUGUAGAACCAGUCCCUCGGCUCUUAGAUAUACACUGCUAUACCAAGGAAUCGCAGAAGUUGGUAGAAAUCCACCUCAUAGAAUCUGGUAACCAGAAAAAAGAAAGCCAAGAGCUCCACCAUUCUGAGGAUUGUGGAGAAAUUGAGGUAGAGACAAACAGUGAACUAAAAGGAAGGGUAGCAAAGCUUUCUGAGGGGAUAGUUGAAGAAGGAGCAGGGUACAACAUUGGGCCCCUCAGCAUAGAAGAUUCUAAUUUAAAUCAUGGGAACAGGUUCAUGUGGGAAGGAGAAUUAGAACAGCCUAAGUUGCUAAUGAUGAAUAAAGAGGCUGAACAGUCCAAGAAAUUGAUGGCAGGAAGUGAAACUCCAAGUAAAGUAGUGAUUGAAUUGAGUGCACAGGCUCUCCCUUCCACAAAGGCAAAAAUAGAUUCAUUUCCUUCAGAAGCCAGGUCUUUACUCCAGAACCCACAAGAUAUACCUGGGAAAAUUUCUGCCCCAGAAUUGCAUCUUCAAACCCCAGUCAGAUCAGCUAUGUGUUUAACAGAUAGUACACAGGAGCAAGGAGUUUCAGCUGGUAGUGAGGAGUGGCUAGAAAAUUCAACUCCAGAAUUAGCAUCCAGAACUACUAGGUACAGGAGCCUCCAACUCCAGAGAGAAAAAUUUUCAAAAGACUUUCAAGGUCAAAAGAUCUAUGAGCUGGCUGUUUGGAAUGAGAACAAGAAGAAGCCAGAGACCUGGGAGAGCCUGGAAAAAACAGAAGUGGAGGCUCUGGAGCUACGAGAUGUCCAUCCAGAAUUAACAGUGACAAUAGAAAGCAAGGCCUUAGAAGACUUUGAAGCUACAGACUUAAAGGUAGACGAGCUUGCUACCUUGGGGAAUCUGGGUGAUAUACAUGUUAAUUUCUGCAAUACUCGGAUAGACCCAGCACAUAGAUCUCCCACUACCUUGUCUCAGAAAGUAUGUGAAGAAAGUUCUAUAUCACCUCCAGGGUGUAAUCCUUCCACUCCCACUGACUUUGAACCAAUCCCAUCUUUUUCUGGGUUUCCGUUAGAUUCUCCCAAAACUUUGGUGCUUAACUUUGAGACAGAGAGUGAACAAAACUCACCUAAUCCCGUAAGUGUGAGGAUCACUUCUCCUAACAUUUUGAAAACUGAAUUUCCUGUAGAAAAUGUUGACUGUGUCUUGGGAGGCCUGGAGGGAACACACCAGGCCCUUGACCUGUUAGCAGGAGGAAUGAUGCCCGAGGAAGUAGAAGAAACUUCCCAAUUAGAGAAACAAGAGUCACUCAGAUUGGAAUCAGAAACAAUUAAUCCUGCAGGCCUUGGGCCAUCUCCUUGCCUUCCAGACCUUGUUGACUUUGUAACACGGACUUCUGGAGUUCAGAAAGAGAAACCAUGUUCUCUACUCCCUGAGCCAGGUGACCCUUCUACGUGUAGUUCCCUGGAGCUGGGCACACUACAGCUAGAAAUACCGAAUGCAUCCAUCACAGAGGUAGCAAUUCCUCAAGUACAUAAGGACAAUGGCAACCCUUUAAAUUUGGUAAAAACUCCAGCUUCACGGUCCCCUCCAAGGGAGCAGGUAGUUGGAGGCAAUAUGGUCCUUCAGGAAAUGCUUGAACAAGAAGCUACAGUUGAUAUCAUCCAGGACCACAGAGAAUUCAGUGUUCACAACCAAGAAUAAAUACUCAGAGCUACUUGCAGAUGAAUCAAAUUGGUUUCUAGAAACCAGAUGCCCAGAAGAGAUCCAGAACUAGUUUGUCAUCUCAUCUGGAACCUACACCGAGCAAUGCAGUCAGCAUCUUACAGUAAAUGUUUAUGGAAGCUAAAAAAUUUACCUCCUUUUUUUUCUUUCCCUUUAAAAUAUCAGACAAAUCAGUCAUAACUUCUAUACAUAUCUGUAAAAAAGUAUUUUCUGUUAAUUUGUUUUUUGGCCAAUUUAUUUUCUCCUACUUUGUCAUUAAAACCAAAUGUCUAUCUGGCUUACCGCAUAGUGUGCUUUGAUUGUAUUUUGGCUUUGACUCUGCCAUUUCUGGAAUGUGGGGGAGGAGGGAAGACAGCUGACUUCUCCAAUUGUUGUGUUGUAUUCCUACCCAAUUUCACGGGCAGCUGAUGGAUCUCUGGGAGAAACACCAGAAACCUUGCAGAAAUGGAAAACUUGGAGGAAGAAUUGUUCAUCUUUUAGGCUUUCAUUUGGAUGCCUUAACAUUGUUCGAAAUGCAACAUUAGUAGUAUUUUUGUUUACUGGUUACUUCCCUUAUUGGCAUGUCAACUCCUGUACCUCCCUUACUCUGUUGUCUUUGAGAUGGUCCUGCUUACCCACAGCCCUGUUUGGAAAUGGCCUUAGUAAACAUGGAAGAAAACCUGGCAGGCUCACUUUUGGAAGACAACAGAUCGGUAAGGCUUAUUCAUGGCUCAGUUCCAGGAGCAGAUACGCAUUUGGGGAUCACUUUUAAUUUUGAAAUGGCCUUUGUUCAUUGUAUUGUGAUCCAGUAACACUGUGUAUUAAAUUGUAUUAUAUUGUUUAGCAGCUAUUUCUGUUCUGAAGAGGUAGAAGAUCUGAAACUUGUCUUGGGAUCGGACUCAUUCCCUGCUCCACAAACCCAUAUGUAUCCUUUCCUCUACCUCCUCCUUUCCCAAGUUAUUUUCCACCACAGUGUGAUGUUUUGGGUUGUACAUUUUGUUAAAAAGAUUAAAGAAUUUAUGAGUUGGCUUGAACAAGUUUAACUUUAUUUUUAAUGUGUUAAUUACCUGGAAUAAAUGCAUUAAUCUCA